This is a messenger RNA of Neocloeon triangulifer, 1961 nucleotides long. RefSeq lists its product as uncharacterized. The record is from RefSeq and is a predicted model, not a curated record. Lineage: Eukaryota; Metazoa; Arthropoda; Insecta; Ephemeroptera; Baetidae. Bases 319 to 1899 code for a protein of 526 amino acids. The transcript has 9 exons.
GAUCGCUAGGACCAAAAAAUUUGUGUUUGAUGUAUAAAAAGUGGUGUGAUCGGUAACUUUUACCAUAGAAACAGGGCCUUAAUCAAAAGAUAUUACAUCAAUUGCAUAUUUAACAAUGAGAAUAAAGGGAGUUUUGAAGGAAAAGAAUUAGGAUAAGCUGUACUGUUUAUUUAUUGUUUGCGCAACCCUGGACUGAGGACCUACUCUUCUUUGGUAGCACGUGAUGAACAUGAUGAGAUUAUAUUUUGCCUGAGGAGAAGGACAAACGAUUUCUCAAGAGAUGGACCGAAGCUUCGUAACAAGGACAAUAAAUUCAUCAUGAUUUUCGUGCACAGCCCAAGCUCGGCCAUGCACGGCGCAAUUAAAAGCGGCAACUGGAGUUUGAUCCGAGAUCUGCGAGACGACGGCCAAGUGUUUUGCACCGGGGUCGGUCUCAACUGCUUCAUCUUGGCAUCUUUGCAAGUCCACCUGCCCUCGGACGGCUGCUGCAAAUUGGUGGCAAAAAUGCUUCAAGUUGAGCCCGGUGGAGUUCAGGCAAGGGCUGAGGACGGCUCAACAAUUUUGAUGAAGUUUCUCACAAACAAGGAGAUGAUUGAGUUUCUCGUCGCAAAGGGAUGUGAUAUUGACGCUUGUGAUAAUUCCGGAAACAGUGUCCUGAUGCAGUGCUUCCUUUCCCCAAGUCAAAGUCCUGAGGCGUUCACGUGCCUCCUCGAGCUGGGGGCUGAACCGACCCUUUCGAAGGAAGAGGCCGGGCCGGUCAAGUUUUUAAACUUGCUGCUGAAACAACACCACAGCUAUCCCAAGUGCGCUCUGAAGGACACCUCGGGUCAAAUGAUAGUGUCCGUGUUGACCUCGCAGCCGCCGGGGUUCUUCUCGCAGGCCGAGGUGAAAACAAAACACCCGUGGGAGAUCUUCCUGGCGCACACCGACGACCUGCAAAGUUGUUCCUUCCAAAGUCUGUUCCUGGCCCUGGCCGAGACGUUCAGGCCGACCAGAAAUUACCAGCCGUUCCUUUCCAUGUCCAACAUUCCCUCGAAAGCCGAACAACUGCACCACGGAGUCCAGCAACUGUGGGACCAAAAGUUGCAAAUGCUCAAGACCAACUGGCCCCUCCACCUGGAGCCGAUGGGCCUUUUCCUCUACUCGCUCCGGUUCAAAGACAUGCAGGCCGAGGAUUUCGCCGUCGCUCUCAAUCUCCUCAGGGUUUUGUACGACAACGGCUACAACCACCCCUACAGCAAAUUCGUCAUCCACCCUCUGUCGGCCUUGAUCAUGAACACGCUUUUCGCCCGGUUUCAACGAAUCUCCUCCAAUCUCGGGGAAAACUCUUCUUCCAAAAGCUUUCAAUUCCUGCACCAGUGCAUCAUUCUGUUCAAAGAUUCGCAAAUCCCUUGGGAUUCGCUGAAGAAGCGUGAACUUGUCGUUGCUUUGCUGCAAAUUUGUCCUCCGGCGAGCAAAGACCUUGUCAAGGAGUCCAUCUUCGAGUUGAUGAAACUCAACCCCAGCCACCCCGUCCUGCAGAUGAUGUCCAUGCUCAGCCCCAAUCCCCAACACCCCCAUUUGACUCUAAAAGAGACGGAAAAAACCUUUCUUGUCCAAUGCGCCAAAGACUGUUUCGCGAAACAGGGAUUGGCCAGAAUGGGAGGUCUGCUCGACCCAAGCCAUUUGCAGGUCGAAUUUCUCGAGGCUGGAGAUGUUUGUCUCAAGUACAUGGUCAACCUCUGCAAGGCCAGAACAAAAUUCAUUUGCUCGCUGAAGGAUCUGAGCCGGUGGGCGCUUCGAGAGGCAAUUCACUCCAAGAUGACCAACAAGAAUUUCCCGCUGCCUGCCUACAUCAAAAGACUCGCUGAAAGCAAUUUGAUUCCGACCACUUUGCAGCCUUAUCUCCUCCUCGACUGAUCGAAUUGUUGUCAUAUUUUUUUUUAUUAGACUAAUAAAUAAAAGGCGGAUAUUUACGAAAG